AUGCGCCCCUCAAUCUCAGCUCUCCGCGGCCCCGUCGCCCGCCGCUGCUUCGGCACCACGACUCGUCUCGCCGCUUCGGAGAACGGGACCGGCGCCGCGGUCAACCCGCGCUGGCUCUCGGAGCUACAGGCGCGCAUUAAGCGUGUUGCCGGUCUCCAGCUUGACAGCGCCCAGAAGGAGGAGUUGAAGGGGCUGCGGGAGGCUGUUGACGGGCAGUGGCUUGAGCUGCUUGCCGGCCGCGAGGGAUUCCUCACCGGGCCUGGGUGGAGGGGCUUGGAUAAGCAUACCGUUACCUGGGGAGAUCAGGAUGCAAUGGGUACACUCGAAUCGCGCGGUCAUGUGAACAACGUCGUCUACAACAAGUACGCCGAGUCCGCACGAGUAAACUGGCUGCGCAACUUCGCGACGACAGUGGACCCCGAGAACGCGGACGAAUGGAACCAGCUCAUGUCGCCCAAGGACAUUGGCCUGAUCAUGAGGAGCAUCAAGACGGAUUACAAGUUUCCAAUGGCUUACCCGGACAACGUCACCGUCCUGCACAAGCUCGCCGCCAAGCCGACCUACGAGUCGGACUUCGUCCUCCUGGAGGCCCUGCUGGUCUCCGACCGCCACCGCCGGCCCGCGGCGCGCUGCUUUGAGGACAUUGUCGUGUACGACUACAAGACCGCCAAGCGCACCGCACUGAAGCCGUUCAUGGUUGACCGGCUGCGCGAGACGUACGAGGCGCAGGGGAAGAGCAAGCAGGAGUGCGAGGAGAAGAUCGAGGGGUUGGUGAAGGUUGUCGAGAGGCUUGAGAAAUCUGCCAACUCGUCAUCGAAGGAAGAAGACACCAACGUCAAGAUGGGCAGCAUCUCGUUCCGCGAACACAUCCGCUGGGUGCCCGACGAGGCCGGCGAGCCGACGUCCACGAUCGUGCUGACUUCCCCGCAGCGCCGGUUCGUGGAUCUCCGCAUCCUGAAGGCGCCGACUGCGGAGGGGCAAGAAACACACGGCGCUGAGAGCCUGGAAUGGGGCAUCGCCGGCACGUCCUCGUCGUCCCUCUUCCCCGACGGCAAAGGCGGCGAGGUGCGCCACUCGCGCUGGGACCACUGGAUCGACUCGCGCACGACGGAGCCCGAGACGGCGGGCGACGAGGGCGACAUGUACCCGCAGGAAGGCGACCUCACGCUCGAGAAGGGGCGGAUGGUGAACCCCGCCACGGGGCAGGAGUGCGACUACGAGGAGCUCUGGCGGGACGUCGACCCGGAGCCUGCGUCUGUCAAGGCGGAUGACGCGCCGAAGCCGGAGUGCGUAGUGCUCAAGUAUGAGGACGAGACGAGCAAGGCGCGCGGCAUGAUUGUGUGGCUGGGCCGGUUUUGUCAGGGCAUCUCGAGAGUCGGGGAGGAUGUCAGCGCUGAGCGGUGGGAGUGGAAGGAGGAAGAGGGAUGGAAGAGGACGAUUCGGAUCGGGGCUGAGGGUACCAUGCCUUGUGAGGUUUUGCUGAAGACGGGUGCGCAGUUGAGUGUUGGCGCGCAUGUGAAGCAUGGGGAGAUGGUCUGGGAUGUGCUUGAGAGCAGCGGGUAG
Molecule: messenger RNA, 1563 nt
Organism: Colletotrichum aenigma
Lineage: Eukaryota; Fungi; Ascomycota; Sordariomycetes; Glomerellales; Glomerellaceae
Exons: 7
Coding region: 1-1563 (520 amino acids)
Source: RefSeq, a predicted model, not a curated record